This is a messenger RNA of Acyrthosiphon pisum (pea aphid), 1542 nucleotides long. Its product is annotated as kelch-like protein 2. The transcript has 5 exons. Gene Ontology annotation, molecular function: protein binding. The record is from RefSeq and is a predicted model, not a curated record. NCBI's taxonomy places the organism in Eukaryota, Metazoa, Arthropoda, Insecta, Hemiptera, Aphididae. Bases 578 to 1078 code for a protein of 166 amino acids.
AAUCAUAUUAUUCGACGUCGUGUCCGCUCGCGUUAUCAUUACGCCGCGUACGCGUUUUCCGUUCCGUCCUUCGCCGUCGUGCAAAUACAUAACCUGCCGACGGUCGCGUCGACAUAAUAACAAUUCGGGUGCCUAUUACGAGUGCGAUAUUCACCGUCUUGUUUACCUACGUUAUCAUUACGCCGCGUACGCGUUUUCCGUUCCGUCUUCAAAUAUAUCGAUCUGAGCGAGGAUCUGAGCGUUACGUGUGCUCGUAUUAUCCGACGUCGUGUUCGCUUACGUUAUUAUAACGCCGCGUACUCGUUUUGUACGUGCAUCGUUUGCCGCCGCGCAAGUACGUUCCCUUCAGACUGUCGCGACGCGAUAUUCAUCCUGAACGGCCAUACGAGUGUGCGUCCCUUUUGCAGUCGUAACGACUAACCGUUCUGGCGAUACGAGUGAGCGAUUUUCCCUUGUCGUUCGUGCAAACAUUAUCGAUCGACAGUCAUAAUACACUCACUGACGAUUUCACCUGCAAGUUGCUGGUAGUGCUAAAACAUCCAAGCCCUGGACUUCAUAAAUAUAGGUACAACUUAAAAUGCAACAUGUCAACAUUCAACAAAACUUUACACAUGUGGUUGAAGCUGAUGAAUUUCUAUCGCUAUCAUCUGAACAGUUAGUUAGGUUGAUCCCCAGUGAUGAGCUUACGGUGCUAUCCGAAGAAAAAGUAUUUGAAUGUAUGGUUUGUUGGGUAAAGCAUGACUCAGAUUCUAGAAAAUGUAUUUUAGCCCAAUUGUUGGAUCAUGUUCGUUUACUAUUAACAUCGGAAUCAGGAACUCUAAAAAGUGUAGAAGCAUACAGACCAAAUACAGGAGUUUGGACUACAAUAGCAGACAUGCAUUUGCCUCGAAAAAAUCUAGGUGUCGUUGAAUUUGAAAGAUUAUUGUAUGCAGUCAGUGGACGUGACGGAUUAUCUAUUUUGGAUCCUGUAGAGUUGUACAAUCCCAUCAUAAAUACUUGGACCAUGCUAGGAGCGUCAAUGAAUGUACCACGGUGUUAUGGGGAAGCAGUAGCCAUUGAUAGACCAUCUAAUAUUUAAAAUGUGUUAGCAUAGUACAUGAUUUUACAAACAUCCUACAGACAUAAACUUGAAAAAAAAAAUGUAUACUAUAGAUCUAUCAAAUAAUUUAUAAAGUUAACAAAUAGAUGCAUAUUUAUUUUAAUAUUUAUAAAAAAAUAUUGUAUUUAUAUUGUUUUUUGAAAAAUAGAGAAUGCUCAUUGCGCAAGGUGUAUAUUUAAAUUUGUACUACAAGUUACAACAUAGUAUAGGUAAUAUUUAUUGUCAGUUUUAAAUAUUUAAUUUAAUAUUUGAUGUAUUUUUUUUUUUUUUAAUUUUAUUUUAAGAUAACUGGCUUAUCAAAAUAUGCUUAUUUUAGUUCCAGUCCAUAACGGAUGGAAACUAAGAAACUGUAAAAUCGUACUCGUACAAUUUUUAGGUAGCGUAUCACUAUUAUUUUAAUAACAUAAGAAAAAGUAGAAAAUAUAAUGUGAUUGUUUUGAAAA